AUGACUUUGGAGAAUAAUGUAUCUGUCAUUACAGUGUUUACUCUUUCUGGGUUGGGUGAGACAGUGGACUACAGAACCACUCUCUUCUCUCUUACUUUACUGUAUUACAUUGUGAUUAUACUUGUAAAUGUUGCUCUCAUUUUGACGAUAGUCCUGGAUGAAAACCUCCAUGAGCCCAUGUACAUCUUCCUGUGUAACUUGUGCAUCAGUGGACUUUUAGGGACUGCAGGAUUCUACCCCAAGUUCCUACUAGAUCUACUGUCUUUUCAUCAGGUAAUUUCUUAUGCAGGGUGUUUCAUUCAAGCAUUUGUAAUAUAUUCUUCAGCUUGUGGAGACUUUUCUAUUCUAGCAGUGAUGGCUUAUGACAGGUAUGUGGCAAUCUGUACACCACUGGAGUAUCACUCUGUUAUGACUAAACAGAGGGUCACUCAGUUAGCAUUUUAUCCAUGGAUUAUAAAUUUUUCUUUCUUCACUAUUUCUUUUACAAUGACUAGUACCCUAAAGCUCUGUGGAGCAUACAUAGAAAGACUCUACUGUUCAAACUGGUCUAUCGUUAAGCUGUCUUGCACUUCAACCGUCCCAAAUGACAUAAUUGGAUAUAUAAUGAUAUUUUUCUAUUUUGGACAUUUUAUUUUCAUUCUGUGUACAUAUACCUAUCUGGUCAAAUCAUGUCUUAAGUCCAUCGAGGACAGGGGAAAGUUCAUGCAGACUUGCAUGCCACAUUUAAUCUCAUUAUUCAAUGUUUCAAUUGCCUUGUUUUUUGAUGUUUUGAAUAAUCGAUACAGUUCAACACAUUUACCACAAAGCUUUCAAAACUUCAUGGCAAUAGAAUUCCUUGUUGUCCCUCCGAUUUUAAACCCUGUCAUUUAUGGUCUUAAACUAACUCAGCUUCGAAACAGAAUUCUGAGAGGAUUCAUGAACGGUGAAAUAAAGUCAAUUUCUCUAAGUAAGUAA
Molecule: messenger RNA, 954 nt
Organism: Hypomesus transpacificus
Lineage: Eukaryota; Metazoa; Chordata; Actinopteri; Osmeriformes; Osmeridae
Product: olfactory receptor 8I2-like
Exons: 1
Coding region: 1-954 (317 amino acids)
Biological process (GO): G protein-coupled receptor signaling pathway
Cellular component (GO): membrane
Molecular function (GO): olfactory receptor activity; G protein-coupled receptor activity
Source: RefSeq, a predicted model, not a curated record